This is a messenger RNA of Rattus norvegicus (Norway rat), 8442 nucleotides long. Lineage: Eukaryota; Metazoa; Chordata; Mammalia; Rodentia; Muridae. The record is from RefSeq and is a predicted model, not a curated record.
ACCUUCAGUGUGUGUAGCUGUUUGCAUCUGUGGUGAAUAUGCAGAUCAGAGGGCACUGGGUGUGGUUCAUUCACCGCUUCCUUAGUCCCUUGAGUCUCCUCAACCCGGACUCAUGCUUGACUAGAAGGCUGGUCAGCACCUUGGUCACAGGCGCACGAUUUUAAUUUUAUAUAUUAACACACUGUUGCUGUCUUCACACACACCAGAAGAGGGCAUCAGAUCCCGUUAUAGAUGGUUGGGAGUCACCAUGUGGUUGCUGGGAAUUGAACUCAGGACCUCCAGAAGAGCAGUUAGUGCUCUUAAAUGCUGAGCCACACUUUUGUUGAUUUUUAUUGUCAUUGAGAUAGUCUCAUACUGAAGACUUGAGUGGCCUGGAAGUCCCUACAUAGACCAGGCUGGCCUAGAGAUUUGUCUCCGCCUCCCCCGUGCUGGGGUUAGAGGAGACCUGGAAUGGGCACAGCUCACACCCAUGGGUGCUGGAACUGGCUUGAGUCAUUCACUCCCAGUCGCUAGUCCCUUUAACGGACACAUUCAUUCAGCAUCUUGGUCAGCUAACAGCAUAAAAAAGUCUAAGCCACCCGCCCCCAAAGUACAGAAACAACAGAACGCCCUGGUACAUAGGCACAAAUACAGUCCUUGAUGGGUUCCUCCCCCUGUACUCAGGAGGAUCCUCUAAAACAUCUCUGCGACUUGCCCUGCCACCUUGGUGCUGCUCUGGGUUGUAACCUGAGGCUUCCCUGGCUGUUCCUGUUAAACUUUGCUACCUGGAAGUAAUUAGAACCGUCCACCACCACCACGCCUUGAAGGCCACCUUAGUUAUACGCUUUGGCAACGUAUUGGCCUUCGCAAUCACAGGGCCAGAGUUGCUGCCUCUGAGGCUUCUAGCACUGUCCCAAGUCUGAUGACUGAGGAUAUUACCACAGUAAAGGUCCCUGCAGCUCUCACCAUCGCUGCCAGGUGCUGCCACCUCCAUUAUUCCUCUUGGACAGCUGCCGUCCCACAUAGCUGUUGCCUGGCUUUCCAUAACCCUGCCCCUGACCACCGCCUCUGCUGUGCGUACUCAUUCCUCCAGAAUAGCCAAGGCCACAUCCUCCAGAACCACUGUCAUUAGCAAUCCCACGAGAGCCAUUUCUAUUGCCACCACCACAGCUGCCACCAAAACUGUCAUGGGCAGAAUUGUUACCGCCAAACUACCUCAAUGAAACCACUAAAGUUUCCAUAACUCCCUCGACUACACUUGCUAUCCCUCACUUUGACAGAGCUGUCUUCAUUUCAUAGCCACUCAGUUUGUUUCUGAGUGAUGGUUUUUACCAGGACAUCCUACUCAUCAGAGGUUAUACAAACAAGGCCCCUUCCCACUGUCCUGGCCCACCAUGAUGUCAUUUGCUUCAGAAUCUUUCAUGCUGUGCAAAACAAUAUGAAACUGUUCUCCGGAGCCCUUAAUGCCACCCACAGAGCUCUUUCAGUUCCUGUGCACCUGGUCUUGGAGAAAAUUCUCUGGACAGUUUUAUUUGGUUCCACAGCUCGUCCUGUGUGGCCUUGUAGUCACAGCUGCAUCUCAACUUGCCCCACAGUGUUGAAAGUGACUUUCUAAAGACCCUGGAGCAGUGGGUGGAGGUCCUUGUUUCCUCCCACAUAGUGAGUGAGUGCUCCCUGCUCUACAGUGACUCCUCAGCAGACAUUUCAAAGCCCAGCUCUUCCUGGAGCCCUUCAAAGCAUAGUGCCUAAGCCUCUCUGCUCACAGCUCCUAUUCUCUGAAGUUUUGUUUUUUCUUGUUUCUUUUUUUUUUUCUUUUUUUUUUUCGGAGCUGGGGACCGAACCCAGGGCCUUGCGCUUCCUAGGUAAGCGCUCUACCACUGAGCUAAAUCCCCAGCCCCUGUUUUGUUUUAAGAUGGUCUCUUUGUCUGGCCUGGAACUCACAAAGAUCCACCCCUACCUUCCCAGGCUGGGAUUUAAGGAGUAUAUUACCAUGCUUAGUCAACUAUUUAUUUUUACAUAGGGUUUUUAGAUCAUGACUGAAUGUUUUUCUAAAGAUUUACUUAUUUAUGAGUACACUGUAGCUGUCCUCAGACACACCAGAAGAGGGCAUCAGAUCCCAUUACAGAUGGUUGUGAGCUACCAUUUGGUUUCUGGGAUUUGAACUCAGAACCUCUGGAAGAGCAGUCAGUGCUCUUAACCACUGAGCCAUCUCUCCAGCCAGUGACUAAAUGUUUAAUAGUGCAGGAUGUAGAGUAUCUUCAAAGGUUUUUUGGUUUAUUUUUUUAGAAAUUAACUGAUAUAAACACCAAUGCUGAGAACACAGCUUUGCACAAAUACGCCAAUCCCAGGUUACAGUUCAUAUGUUUUUUUUUUUUUUGUUUUUUUUCUUUUGGAGACAUGAUCUCUCAUGUAGCCCAGGCUGGUCUAGAAUUCAAUAUGUAGCCAAAGACGGCCUUGAACUGCUGAUCCUCCUACCUGCAUCAAGUGCUGGGGUUUCAAGUGUGCUCCAUCCACCACAUUCCAUUUAAUGAUUUUUUUUUCAUUAUUAAAAAUGAAACUCGAGUCUGCACGUCUAGCAGUAUUAUUGAAAAUCAACACUUUGGGACUGGAGAGAUGGUCUGGUAGUUAGGAGGGCAGACUGUUAUUGCAGAGGACCUGAGUUUGGUUCCUAGAACCCAUGUCAGGUGACUCCCAAGCACCAGAGGAUCGAAUCCCCUCUUCUCUGGGCUCUCUUCCCUCAUAUGCACAUAAGCACAUACACGUGACCUAAAAUAAAAGUGUAAAAUCAAAGUGAGCGCCAUGCCAGCCUUAGGCAUGGCACCCCACAGAGUGUUCUCAUUAAAUUUACAAACUGUCAUAUCCACGUCACAAAUCAGAGGCACAAUCUUGGUUGACUUGAGUUUAAGUGGACCCUAAACCUUCAAAAAUCAGUCCUCCCCAUCUGCCAUUUGCCCCUGCACAACAAUGAAUAGCCAUUUGAUCCAAUAACCAGGCACACUUAAUUUCUGAAGAGAUUUUUCCAAUCUCCCUUGCACUGCAGAAAUGGGUGGCGAUUUGUCAGGUCCAGCCUCAACACAGGAUUUGGGGUGAGUUCUCAAAUGGAAGCAGGGAUAUCUGGAAGGCGCAUAAUAGACACGCACUACUUUUUGGUACAGACUGACAGGCAAUUUUUCAAAGCUUAAAGUUUCUCUCCUCUCUCACUCAUUGCUCUAUUUCUCUGUCACUCACAGCUUGAGACUGCACACACUCUGCAUUCUCUUGCACACCUCUGCUUUUCUCCAGUGUGAUCUUCUCAAAUUCCCACACUCCUACACACCUCUAUUCGUUCCCUUUCACUCUCACAUUCUUCAUACACACCUCACACAUAUCUCACACACACCACAUGCACUCUCCAUUCACUCACACACUUCACAUACGCCUCACAUUCUCUCUUCACUCACACACACACUUCUCCACACACACACACCUCACAUUUUCUCUUCACUCACUCUUCUCACACUCUCUCACUUUUUUCUUGCCCCAAUCUUUUUUAUUGAUACGCCAAAAGCAGGCAGAAAAAAAAAAAAAGACAUUGUAUAAUCAUUGCCAAAUCAAAUUCAAACGAAUAACCAUAUUCCACAAAGAAUUAAGGAUUACAAUUGUUCCCUAAAGUUUCAAGCUUCCCCUAGUUCCAGGUCUGUGGCCAAAAUAAUAAUAAUUGCAAACAUCAUUAUUUAAACUUUAACUUUUGACUUAUGCUUCAGAGCUCAGAGCUCCGAGGUCAGCUACUUGCAUUUCCCUGUGAAGCUCUAAUGAUAAAUGACAUGGGCAAAGCUGCCAGGCAGUGGCCAGAAAGAAUCAAGUUAACCCUUAACUCAGCAGUUCCUCUAGCCUUCUGCUUCUGCACAUUGCACAUGGUGACUCUCCUCAGAGUCCCAGUGUUUUGACUUAGUUUUACUGGUAUAAGAUUUUACGUAUUCUACACUUGUUUAUCCAGGAGCCACUCUCAAAUGUUGUGCAAAACUUAUUUCAUAACUUUAAUAGUUUUUUUUCCUUUCUCAGGGUCCCAAUGUUGGCUCUAAUUUUUUUUUUUUUUUUUUUUUGGUUCUUUUUUUCGGAGCUGGGGACCGAACCCAGGGCCUUGCGCUUCCUAGGCAAGCGCUCUACCACUGAGCUAAAUCCCCAACCCCUCUAAUUCAUUUUCUAACAAUUUCUUCAAAGUUUCUUUGCAAGUCAUGCAUUAAUCUGGAACUACCAUUGUGCAGUUAUUACAUUGUUUCCAAGAUGAGAACACACAGCCUGCACCUGGGCCAUUAGGGCUGUGCUGUGCUUUGCACCUAUGCCUCAAUUUUUAAUUUUUUUUUUCGGAGCUGGGGACCGAACCCAAGGCCUUGCACUUGCUAGGCAAGCGCUCUACCACUGAGCUAAAUCCCCAACCCCUUAAUUUAAGAAUCAUUACAUCAAGGAAUAUCUAGUUUCACAGAAUUCACCAGAGCAGAAGGAGAACAAAAUAGUAAAGUCAGAUGUAAUAGAAUAAUUAGGCAGACCAAGGCCAACUGUGAAGCAGUUGUUGUCCAGGGCUAAGGUUAAGAUAAACGGGAACAACUGUUUUGUUUUGUUUUUUGUUGUUGUUGUUGUUUGUUUGUUUUUUGUUUUUUUUUGUUUUGUUUUGUUUUGUUUUACAAAGAGCUGCUUUGGGCUACUGAGAUGUCUCCAUCCUGACCUACUGCAGUCAGACCCUUAUUUCAGAUGGCAGGUCCCCUGGAGGGAUGUGUCUCCUGCUUCUUGGGGUCCCAGACACUGUCCUUUUUAAUAAGGAGCUGCUGCAGAAUUCUGAGAUGUCUCCAUCCUGGCCUACUGCUGGCAGUCCCUGUCCCCACAGAGGAAUUAUGGACAGAUUGAUUUGUCAUGGCACGACUUCGAUUUGUUUCUGAAUUAACUUUUUGGAGGAAUAUUUCCGAGAGUGAUAGCAGGCGUUGUUAAUUAUGUCUCUCCACAAAGUGUCGGACACUUCGCUGACCUCCCCAUCAACAUCUGAGGCCAAACAGGCAAAACUGUAUGUAGGCAAGGAGGCAAAAGUGCUUCCGGAGCUGAAGGAGAAAAAAUCCAUGGUGAACCACCUCAAACCCCUCCCUCCUUCCUCUCAGAAUGAAUUCAGAAUCCCCGAUGAAGUUCUUCUCUCUCUGAACAAUGCAGCCAACGCCGGUCCCUGUCCUGAAAACUUAUUGCCUACAAAGAAACAUAAAGCCCCAAAGGGUGCCCUUCCACGUCUUGUAGAUCAUGUCUGGCAACACCCUAUUCGGAGGAAUAAAUUCAAAUACCUGAUUGAUCAUCCUGUCACCCUAACAGGAGCUGGAAGGGAUAUUUCUUUCCUGUAUGAUGUUAAAUACGUAAAAGGAGAGACGAGGGAGAACAAACUUUGCCCCCCAAAUAAGUCAGCACAGUCACAGAACGGUGCCAUGGUGCCUCACAAGAAGACAUUAGCAGACACUUUGGUUCCUGAAGAAUUUCAUAUUGUGUCAAAUACAGGAGUUUCGGGUUUGGAGUGCUAUGAUGACAAAUACACCACCCUCCUCACAGACAGCGAGAAUAGGCUGCUGCUCUUCCCAUCCAUGAAACCUAACAAGAGAGUAGAAGUGGUCCAGCUGAGCGAUGUGAUGGACACCAUGCUGGAAAGGGCUGGAGCGGAAAAUGAGGAUUACGUAGGGCCAACCAAGAUGCACCACCUGCUGAACGUGUUGAAGAGGGAACAGAGCAUUUACAACACAGUGUUUCAUGAGCUGAUUCGACAGGUCAGCGUGGACUGCGCAGACAGAGGAGAGCUACUGUCAAGAAUCAGAGAGAAGUAUGUGCAAAUGCUUGACCAUAUUGCCCGGCAGAUGAUUGACUUUUACAAAGACCUGGUGACUCAGCGGAUGAUGGACCAGCGCAUCUUACAAGAACUGUAUAACUUCAAGAAUGUGAUCGAGGAACUGACCAGGGAACUUUGUCUGGUUCGGGCCCAUGAUAAGAAAUUAACAAAGGAAGUGGAGAAAGUCCAGAAGGACCUGGCAGAAGCCCUUUUGGAAGCGGAGAAGAAUGCCAAAAUAGUAGAAGACUACCAUGACUUAUACACAAUGCAGAGAGGGAGGAUGGAGAGCGAUAUUAAACUCUUAAUGACAGAAAGAGACAUUUGGAGCUCAGCCACAUAUGAACUGGCCCUGAAGGUAAUUGAAAGAAAUAGAGUCAUAAUGGCUAAAAAACUCUACCUCAGUGAAAAAGGCUGGAAUAAAUAUGCCAAGCACUUCAUCAUAAUGCUGUCCACUAAGGACACUGGAGACCUUGCAAUGGUGGAGAAGUUGACAGAGAAGUGGAAAAAGUUAGUGAACAAAUUUAAGCACGACGUGGAACGCACAGAGGAAUCUACAAAAGAAAAAUCACAAACCGUGAAGGAUGGGCUCAUCAAAUGGCAGCAAUUCUUCAAUAAUAACAUUGGGAAAGAUAUUUUAAUCCCUAAUAAGAAAAGCCCAUUCAGUGUGGUCCUUAACGACUUCAAGGAGUUUCAAAAGACGCUGGAUGUGGAGAAAGAAAAAUUUACAGGGGAUUUUCUGUUGUCUAGAUAUGACUCUCUCAAAAUGAUUAAACGAUUACAGGAAAACUGGAUGGACAUUGGGUUUGGGAUACUUAGUCGCCAUAAAAAUAUGGAUGGGUUGUUGCCCCCAGAGCACGAGUACAUGGAGGAAAUGGUAAAAAACAUAAACAAAUUCUACAGAGAAUAUGAAAUAAGAAUAAACGGUGAUCAUGGUGUAUCUAAAAUUCUUCCAAACUUGCUUAUUUCUAUAGACACAUGUAUUUUCAAGUUAGAAAACUUCCUAGAUUAUUCUAAAGUGCCCAUUGAUGAGUGGUUUGAAAUUGAUGAAAAGAUUAACGAAAUGAAGCUUCAGCUGGAAGCUCUGUUAAACAUUAUUGGCUCGGUUCCACAGGACAUAGACACGGACAUGGACUCUGGCUCGAUACUCCAAGUACACAUAUUUGAAAUGAUUCAACAAUGGAUUUUGAAGUUAGACAACGAAAUUGCCAAUGGUCAAAUUGAACUUCUUCGCCACAUGGAUGAAUUGCAUAUAGCUAUGAUCCAGUGGAUGGUAAACUUGCUGACCGUAAUGCUUCCUGAUUUUACUGAGAAAAUCACUCUCCCAAAGAUGAAGGGGGACAACUUAGGGUUUGCCGAGGAAGAGGAGCGUGAAAUAGGAGUCGCGGAAUUAGAGAUAAACGCGGUCUCACUGGCCAAGCGGCUGGCUCGGUACUCCAGCCACUUGCACAGCUGCUGCAUAGGCAUGGUAAGAGCAAUGGCCCUGAGUAGAGCUGCCCACUUACAGAAGAAUCCUGCUAAGGACCGCCAGGAACUGGAUAGGAUGAAUAGAGAAUGUUACGAUUGGAUCAGCACAUGCUCAUACCUCAUUUCUGACAUCAAAGGCAGGAGAGUACGACUACUGUCAUAUGAGGAAGCAGAGAAGCUGCUCGGGGAAGAGGAAGCCACAAAAAUUUAUUUUGACCCAGAAAAACCUUCUCUUGGUGAUGAUACUGAUGAUGAAAUUGACUUUAAGAAGUCUAAGAUUCAAGAAAAGGAAGCACCACCACCACCAUCUGAAGCAGCAGCAGAAGCAACAGAAGCAGCAGAAGCAACAGAAGCAGGAGAAGCAGGAGAAGCAGGAGAAGCAGAGGCAGGAGAAGCAGGAGAAGCAAAAACAGCAGAAGCAACAGAAGCAGCAGAAGCAACAGAAGCAGCAGAAGCAACAAAAGCAGAGGUUACAACAGAACAGGAACCUUCGACAUCUACAAACGUGAAAACCAUUCGAUACAUUAAGAAAGAUGAAAAUAUUCAUAGCAAACCUCUGCUUGAAGAAGGCAUAUUUUUAACCUGGAGAGAAUCAGCUAAGCAAGGUGUAUUGGAGCCAAAGUAUCUUGAAAUAAUGCAUGUACUUGAACAUAUGCAGGACAAGCUAAUACAGAUGGAUGCCAGGACCAGAGAGGCAGAGGAGAGGUUUGAUGAGGUGAACGAGGAGCUUCAUCACACCAUCAUGAAAAACAGAGAUCUAGAGAAGGAGCUAGAAGAGCUGGUGAAGAAAACCAUAAAGGGGUCACACAUAAAGAUAGAAAUCCCCAAGGAGGAGAGCCCGGAUAACAGGGGAGAGAAUGAAGGAGAUGAGCACAAACAAACAAAAAAGCCCCCAAAAUCCACAAAGAAAGAAGCACAGUCGAUGGACAGUUCUGAAACUUCUGGAAGUCGGACUAAAUCUAAGACCAAACCCAAAUAGCCUCUCCGGAGACUGGGGUUCACGGUGGCUGUGUCCGUGAACAUGCCUAAGGAUUGCUGAGCUGUAGCAUUGGCAACGCGGCUCACCCGCUUGGGCUCCCUUAGCAACAGCCAUUAGAAGCAUGGCAGAGGCCAUAGGAAGUCGGUAUAUGAGUUUACUUGUCAGAUUAAAAACAGCUUAUGAGAAAGUA